UUUCAUCUUGGUUUGUUGAUGCUGAAGGGACAGAGAAAUUGGGCCAGCUACGAGGUACAGGCUAGUGCCAUCUCUAUUGCUGUGGAUAACGCCAGAAAAGAUGGACAUUUCCUCAAUCACACCUUCACUGUGACUUCACGUUUCGUGGACGACAAGUCUCGUACCGCGGGAGAAGUGGUACAAAUGAUCACUGAAGACAAAAUCGACCUUCUGCUAGGACAUCCAUCGUCAACGCGAAACAUGGGACCUGCCUACGUGACCCCAUAUUACAAUAUCCCUCAUAUUAGCUGGGGGACAACUGAUCCAACAUUUAGCAAGAAAGAUAUCUUUAAAACGUUCGUGCGCCUGCGGACCACAUUUAAUAAGGUUGGAUUGGCUACAAUAGCACUGUAUACCAAAUUCAAUUGGCGGAAAACAGCGGUCCUUAUCGAAACAUCCUACAAUUUAUGUUUGAGUGCGAUGAACGCUUUUCUCUCCAAAGCUGCUGAAAACAAGAUAACCAUUGCUUUUCAUCAGCGUUUCACAGAGAAUCCUUCGAUAAGCGAAAUUGAUAAUUAUCUUUUUAAUAUUAAGACAUCUGCAAGAAUUGUAUUCAUGUGCGCUCGGGACAACAAUUUCCGAAGAAUUAUGAUACAAGCACAUGCUUCCCAGAUGACGAAUGGUGACUACGUUUUCAUAGAUCCCAAUUUUGUAGCCAAUGAUGAUCUGUACAGAUAUAGAACGUGGUUUAAUAAUGACUCCAAUGACGCCAUUUCCAGAGAGGCUUUUCGACAUGUAAUACAUUUCAGUACAGCCCGGUGGUUCGACGAAAGAAGCAAGGCUCAACAUUUGGAAUUAAUGAGAACGAUUCCACAGCGUAUGGCGGAGCCACCUUGGAAUGACUCUACGGCACUCGAUGAAAAAAUUAUUCCACCUCCUGCGGCAGCUGCUUUACACGAUUCUAUGUACCUCGCCGUUCUCUGGUGGGAUCAUUGUCAUAAUAACGGACUCGAUCACAGAAACGGCGUUGGGAUGUUCGAAUUUACUCAUAACUUGACCUACAGUGGAACAAGUGGGCUUAUUUAUUUCGACGGCAAUGGAGACAAGCAGCCCUUAUUUUGGAUUGAGGACCUAAAACUAGAAGGCGAUAAUCAGAGAAUCUUUGCCAUCGUUGAAACUUACAAAACGGAUUCAAACAUGUUCACGUUAUGGGAGGACCCUUUAUGGUUAACCGCUGACGGAAACCCUCCUCUUAGUUCCCCCGUAUAUCAAACGAUAGAUAUUGUCGUCGCUGUCUCCGUUGCUGUGUUUAUAAUAAUCAGCUUUCUGAUUGCUAUUUUCACUAUCAGGAAGAAGCAGUAUGAAAUGCAGAUUCUAAAGAUGGCAUGGAAAGUUGACUUUUCUGAAAUUGGAAUGAAAAUCAGCAAAAGGGGAAUAGGAAGUCAGUUAAGUAAAAGUGCUACAUCUUUCGGAGAAACGGGAAGCGGAAGCAAUGGUACAGAUAAUCCUAAUUUUACACUGACUGCAGAAUACAAUGGUCAAAUAGUGGCUCUUAAAAAAAGUCCACUAUUGACGAUCCAACUUUCACGAUUAGAUCUGGUGGAACUUAGAGAGAUGCGUGACUUUAUCCAUCCAAAUGUGAAUCCUUUUCUUGGAGCUUGUAUUGACUCCCCGCACAUCUGUUGUCUGUUUUUAUACGGUACUAAAGGGAGUCUACAGGAUGUUUUGGAAAAUGAUGACAUCAGAUUAGAAUGGACCUUUAAAGUUUGCAUCUUAAAAGACAUAGCGAUGGGCAUGAAGUACAUACACUCAUCCACUCUGCGAUCACACGGUAGUCUCAAAAGUUCCAACUGCAUUAUUGACAACAGAUGGACUGUGAGAAUCACAGACUAUGGAGUUUCUGCUUUUUUCAAACAAAAGAACAUGAAAAACCUUUCAAGGAUGGAAGAAUUCAAAGAUUUAUUGUGGACCUCUCCAGAAAUUCUUCAAUCAGACGACGUCAUGCCAAGGAAUGGGACCCAAACUGGGGAUGUGUACAGCUAUGGAAUUAUUCUACAUGAGACAUUCUACAGAGUAGAUAUAAUACAGGACAUUUGCAAUGGCAUUAUAUACACGCCUGAUCUCAAUAAGUCAGAAAAUGUAAAACCUCAGAUGUUGAAUCUAAUGAGACUGUGUUUAAAUGAGGACCACCGACAAAGACCUGACUUCAAUAGAAUUCUUAAUUUCAUUCGAGAAAACAACGUUGAGGCGAGCGUGAGUAUAAUUGAUUCCAUGAUUAACAUGUUGGAGAAGUAUGCCAAUAACCUUGAAGAUCUGGUAGAGGAGAGAACAGUCGCCCUCAAUGAUGAAAAAACAAAGACAGACCGCCUUCUCUAUCAAUUGUUGCCAAAAUUAGUUGCAGAUAAGUUAAAGAGAGGUGAAAUGGUUCUCCCAGAAGCGUUUGAAGCUGUAACCAUAUUCUUUUCUGAUAUUGUGGGGUUUACCAUACUUGCAGCUAAACUGACUCCUUUGGACGUUGUAAAUUUCCUUAAUGAUGUUUACACAUUAUUUGAUGACAUCAUUUCUCGAUAUGACGUUUAUAAGGUAGAAACAAUCGGUGAUGCUUACAUGGUUGUAAGUGGUUUGCCAAAAGAAAAUGGCAAUAGACACAGUGGGGAGAUUGCUAGUAUGUCCCUGUCAAUAUUGACAAGGCUCCAGUUCUACAGAAUGAAGGCUAUACCGGAUCAAAACAUCAUGGUUCGGAUCGGACUACACACCGGGCCAGUGUGUGCAGGUGUAGUGGGACAUACAAUGCCAAGAUAUUGUUUGUUUGGCGACACAGUCAACACAGCCUCCAGGAUGGAAACAUACGGAGAAGGUGGAAAGAUUCAUAUAACUGGGAUGACAAAAAAUGCUUUGGCUGACUUAGGAGGGUAUAACAUUGCUGAAAGAGGAUACAUAGAUAUCAAGGGGAAGGGUAAGAUGUUCACAUAUUGGCUCAUGGGAAUUGCUAGAAAGGAAAGUCAAUCGCAAUCUACAUCAGGCAUGUCAAAGAAAAAGGUUUCUAAGGUUGGCAGUGUGUCACCUUCCUUGAGGCAAGGAUUAACAGAUAUAGACUUACUCGAUUGCUACAACAUUGAACAUUACUGUUAAGAUUUAAGAUAGGCUUAGAUCUUAUUUCUACAAAGAGCACAGUCGGUCUUCAAAGCGCUAAGGCUUAAAGUAACCAAACAUUAUUUACUUUA
Molecule: messenger RNA, 3203 nt
Organism: Saccostrea cuccullata (small rock oyster)
Lineage: Eukaryota; Metazoa; Mollusca; Bivalvia; Ostreida; Ostreidae
Product: atrial natriuretic peptide receptor 2-like
Exons: 23
Coding region: 19-3111 (1030 amino acids)
Biological process (GO): intracellular signal transduction; receptor guanylyl cyclase signaling pathway; protein phosphorylation
Cellular component (GO): plasma membrane
Molecular function (GO): guanylate cyclase activity; protein kinase activity; peptide receptor activity
Source: RefSeq, a predicted model, not a curated record